Molecule: messenger RNA, 457 nt
Organism: Arachis ipaensis
Lineage: Eukaryota; Viridiplantae; Streptophyta; Magnoliopsida; Fabales; Fabaceae
Gene: AGP1
Product: arabinogalactan protein 1
Source: RefSeq, a predicted model, not a curated record
ACUCCUUUCUUCUUUUGCACACAACCUGCAACACACGGCCUUUUCUUCUCUCUCACUCUUAACAAAACCAACUCGCAGCGCAUUCACUCUCUCUCUCUCUCUACAAUGGCUCUUCGCUCUCUCUUUGUUUUCAUGGUGGUGGCUGCGUUGUUGUUGAGCACCACAAUGGCUCAAACUCCGGCUACCUCGCCGGUGGCUACUCCUCACAAGAAAGCUAAGCAUCACUCAUCUCACGCUCUUUCUCCCUCUCCAGCCGUUUCACCCUCCGCCGGAGGUUCUCCACUCUCUUCCGAGGGUGCCGUCUCUCCCUCCUCCAUUUCUACUUCACCUUCCGGAGCACCAGGACCGGCUCAAAGCGCUGCCGUUUUGAACAGAUUCACCGUCGUUUCUUCUGCUGCCGUUGUUGUCUUCUCUGCUGCUCUACUAUUGUAGAUCUAGUUUCAUGGAUCUUGCUUUU